AUGUCGAGUAAUAUCCUCGGAAGUUUAACCGCGUUUGACCACAAUUCCCAGGAAUGGGAGAUUUUUAAAAGCAGAUUAGUACAAUAUAUUAAGUUAAAUGGGGUGACGGAGGCAAAUAAGUGUGCCUUGCUUUUAACUCACUUAAGUGACGAGACAUUCCGACUGGUGAGGAACUUAGUGCAUCCGAAGAAGGUCGAGGAUUCUAAGUUCGAGGAGCUAGUAGCAGUGUUAGAUAAACAAUUAGCGCCAAAACGUUGUAUUUUCGCCGAACGGGCGAAAUUUUAUGAGGCGACGCGUGACGUUGCAGAAAACAUCGAACAAUGGGCGGCUCGAGUAAGUGGACUUGCAGUAUGAUGCGAGUUUGGAGCCUCCUUGGAUGAGCUGCUUAGGGACAGAUUCGUGCUGGGGCUGAGCGUAGGCCCAGAGCGCGACCGGCUGUUCGAGCAGGAUGCCACGUUGACGUUCGCGAAGGCCGUGGAAGUGGCCCAGAAGGCUGCGUAUGCCAGGAGCGCACGUACUACGUCUGUUCCAGCUGCCGUCGUGCAAGUCAAGCAGGAGCCGAUGUACCGGGUUGGUACAAGUCGCCCUGGUACCGGGGGGUCCUCGGACUCUCGACGCUGCUCCGUGUGCGGCCUUAAGAGCCACGACGCCAGUAAAUGUAAAUACAAGAACUACCGCUGCCAGGGGUGUGGACAAAAAGGGCAUCUAAAAAAGGUGUGCAGCGCUGAGAAGGCAAAACAGUGUCGUGUUAACUGCAUUCAAGCUGACCUCGACGGAUCAGCUGAGGUCUCUCAGAGUGCUGAAGGUUGCAAGGAGUGCGAGCUAUUUAAUUUAAGGUACGUUAACUAUUCACCAAUAUUAUUGGAUGUGGACCUUAACGAUAAAACCUUAACAAUGGAACUUGAUUGCGGUUCAGGCGCGAGUGUGAUAAGUGAUAAAUUAUAUUAUAAAACCUUUUCGGACUCUAAAUUAAAGAAAUGCGAUUUAAAAAUGUGUUUCUACAAUGGUCAUCAAGUCGCGCCACUGGGCUAUUUCACUACAAAAAUAACAUAUUUUAAACAAACGCACGACAUAGAUAUUUAUGUAAUGGAGGAUGGUAGUCGUUUAGGUCUAUUGGGCCGUGAUUUUAUGACCAAAUUUAACAUGUACUUUGCAAUUGAUAAACAAAGAAUUAAUUUUGUUAGUUCGGAAUCGUUUCAAAGUGAGCUACCGCGGUUGCUAAGCGAAUAUUCGAGCCUUUUCAAUGAAGACUUAGGAAAAUUUAACAAAUUUCAAGUAGAAUUGAGAUUAAAAGAUAAUGCUACGCCUAAAUUCUUUAAACCUCGUACGGUCCCUUUUGCUAUUAAAAAUAGGGUAGAGGAAGAAAUUGAUAGGCUUGUUGGUUUAGGUAUAUUGGUACCCGUAAAUUUUUCUAAAUAUGCGACACCUAUAGUGCCGGUUUUAAAGGAAAACGGUAAAAUAAAGAUAGCGGGUGAUUUUUCCGUAACGCUCAAUAAAGAUAUGAUAAUAGAUAGGUAUCCUAUGCCCCGUAUCGAAGAGGUGUUUGCGCGGCUCGGUGGCGGUAACCGUUAUACGAAACUCGACCUUAGUAACGCAUAUAAUCAAUUCGUUCUAUCAGACGACUCACAAGAGCUCACUACUAUAAAUACAUCAAAAGGGUUAUACAAGUAUACGAGGCUCGUGUAUGGACUAGCUAACGCGCCGGCUAUUUUCCAACGCACAAUGGAGACACUCCUAGUAGGUAUAGAAGGAGUCAGCUGUUGGCUCGAUGACGUAUGCAUUAUGAGGUAUACGGGGAGCACAAAAUUUGACAGCAAUGUAAGAAAAGGUGAGGACGAUGACAAGUAUACGUGGUUCACUUCGCCACCGCCCUCGGCAUCGCCGCCAUCUUCGCCACCGUUACCACUUGAUCCGCCUCCUUCUCCAGCGACUGUCACUCAGCGGUCGGAUUCAGUUUCCAGUCAAAUAGAAAGUGAGGAGUGUAACACAGAGUUACAGGUGGAAAAAGAGGCGGAGCAGAGUUCCGGUCCGGAUGUGGAACCUGCAUCCUCAUCCGUCGCGGAUAGCGCCCCCGCGCCGCCGCUACGGGUGGGCCCCACCUUGAGGCCUAGAACUAAGAAAAUAGACUAUACCUUGUAA
This is a messenger RNA of Cydia amplana, 2139 nucleotides long. RefSeq lists its product as uncharacterized. The transcript has 2 exons. Gene Ontology annotation, molecular function: nucleic acid binding; zinc ion binding. NCBI's taxonomy places the organism in Eukaryota, Metazoa, Arthropoda, Insecta, Lepidoptera, Tortricidae. The record is from RefSeq and is a predicted model, not a curated record.